Molecule: messenger RNA, 1023 nt
Organism: Asparagus officinalis (garden asparagus)
Lineage: Eukaryota; Viridiplantae; Streptophyta; Magnoliopsida; Asparagales; Asparagaceae
Product: transcriptional regulator IFH1
Exons: 6
Coding region: 147-722 (191 amino acids)
Biological process (GO): box C/D snoRNP assembly
Molecular function (GO): box C/D methylation guide snoRNP complex binding
Source: RefSeq, a predicted model, not a curated record
UAUUUUUAUUUAUGUGUGUAUUUUCAGCAGCAGCAUCAUAAUUCCAGUGGCAGCAUCGUCAAAAGAAAUUUGAAACCCUUUUGUCGACAGGACGAUCACUUGUCAAGGCGAACUCCCAAACAUAGCAUUGAUUUCCACAAAGUUCAAUGGCUGAAACCAGUAAAGAAUUGUUGGAUCAGCCUUCAAAGCCUUCUCUUUUCGAGGGACUUCUAGUGGGCAACAAUAAUUCUACGUCAAAACCCCAAAAAAAGAAAAUUUUGUCGAGUGGGAAUGAGGAAGGAGGCGUUUUGACCACAGAAGUUGCUAAAAGCCAAGUUCUUGGAAAAAUCAAGGAUUUCUUAGGAGUCAUGGCCAAAGCAAAUGAGAAGCUGCAGUCUGAUGCACAGGGGACUUCUCGAUCAGAUUUUGAUAUCGAAGUGCUUGAUGGGAAUGAACAAGAAUACAUUGAGAUGGAUUUGCUUCUAGGUGUUGCUGAUCUUCAUACACCAGAAGCUGUGACUGCAGCUGAGGCCACCAUUGGCGGCUUUCAUCCAUCUGCAGCUUCUACAAGCAGCAGCGGCAGUUCUGACACUGAAGAUGACAGUGAUGAAGAUGAUGACAGUGACAAUGAUGACAUAACCACUAAAACCCAGGAAGAUCCAGAUUCAGAGAAUUCGAGAUUGCAUGAUAGUAAGCAAGAUAAUAAACCAAACAAGCGGCCAAAGAUUAUUGUGCUCAACUGAAGAAUGUUGCGUUAUUUAUCGAUUCAAUCACCAAGGAUCCAAUAUAUGCUGAGAUCUCUGCAUUGGGAUCUGAUCGACGAUAUAGCUGAAGGUUGAGAAGGUCGGCACAAUUGAUUCUCUCCGUCAGCUGUUCGAGUUAUAUGAAUUAUAGUUUCACUCUUUUUUAUAUUUUGUCUCAGUUUGCUGUUGCUGGAACCCAUGGCUUAGGAUUUGAGAUAAUGCACUAAAAUUCCUAUUUAUAAACAUAGGGAUAUUUUUUGUAAUUUGCAUUAUUAUAUAGAUAUGUUUCUUUCUCUAUGGA